This is a messenger RNA of Fulmarus glacialis (Northern fulmar), 704 nucleotides long. RefSeq names its product sentrin-specific protease 6-like. Gene Ontology annotation, cellular component: cytoplasm; nucleus. Gene Ontology annotation, biological process: protein desumoylation; regulation of spindle assembly; regulation of kinetochore assembly. The transcript has 5 exons. NCBI's taxonomy places the organism in Eukaryota, Metazoa, Chordata, Aves, Procellariiformes, Procellariidae. The annotation marks the transcript as partial. The record is from RefSeq and is a predicted model, not a curated record. Gene Ontology annotation, molecular function: SUMO-specific endopeptidase activity.
CAAAUGAGUUAGAUGCACAAAACUCGCCUUCGAAGUCCACAGCAAAGAAGACGUUGACCAAAAAGUAUAAUACAGCUUUAAUUGACCCAAACACUGAAACAGAGGACAGUGAGUCUUCAUGUUGUAGAAGAAGUCCUUGCAGGGGAAAAAGUGUUUUCAAAAAACUAAAUCAAGUAGACAGUGAUGUGGAAGAACCUAACACUGUGGAAUCAGCAUGCCAUAAACUUGACCAUAGGACUUCGGAUGAAAAUGGUAUACAGGGUGAAUUCACAACUGCUAGCCAAUCUAUGGAUGGAUUGCACAAAAUCAGGCUAAACUAUAGUGAAGACUCAGCUGAUGGCAGUAAACUAAAUGAAGAUGAGCUUAUAGAUUUUUCUGAAGACCAAGAUAACCAGGAAGACAGUAGUGAUGAUGGUGGCCUUUUAGAUGAUAACUGUAAUUCAGAAAUGGGACAAUGGCACCUGAAGCCUACUAUCUGCAAACAACCCUGCAUUUUGCUUAUGGACUCACUGAGAGGCCCUUCCCGGUCAAAUGUUGUGAAAACCCUACGGGAAUAUUUAGAGGUGGAAUGGGAAGUCAGGAAAGGCAACAAAAGAAGCUUUUCCAAAGAUGUCAUGAAAGGUUCCAACCCAAAAGUGCCACAACAGAACAACUUCAGUGAUUGUGGAGUGUACAUACUGCAGUAUGUGGAGAGCUUUUUUGAG